This is a messenger RNA of Gadus macrocephalus (Pacific cod), 3512 nucleotides long. RefSeq names its product transcription factor JunD-like. Gene Ontology annotation, cellular component: transcription regulator complex. Gene Ontology annotation, molecular function: transcription factor binding; RNA polymerase II cis-regulatory region sequence-specific DNA binding; DNA-binding transcription factor activity, RNA polymerase II-specific. The transcript has a single exon. The record is from RefSeq and is a predicted model, not a curated record. Gene Ontology annotation, biological process: regulation of transcription by RNA polymerase II; regulation of cell cycle; regulation of cell population proliferation. NCBI's taxonomy places the organism in Eukaryota, Metazoa, Chordata, Actinopteri, Gadiformes, Gadidae. The coding region runs from base 357 to 1178 and encodes 273 amino acids.
ACCCUCCCUCUCCAUGGCGACAGCCCUCCGCUCUGCGCACGUCCCGUCAUUUAAAUAAAAUGGGCAAAACGCUGUUUCUGCCCAAUCUGCGAUCCAGAGUGACGUCACGGAACAGGCGAGGACACAAAACGAGUUGGCAUCGCGCGCGGCAGGGCAUACGAACCAAGACAGAGACGUGAACGGUGGUGGAUAUAAAACAUAAAAAACCAAAUCGCCGAGGGCUGACAUUUUAGGAGAGAAGAACCGAGAACACUAACCACUUUCGGUUUCUUUUUUAGGUAAUGGUCGCCACCAAAUUUUGAGAGUGCUGCGCAUAAACAAAUCGGGAUUUUCCAUUGGGAUUCUCCGUGUUUAACAUGAUGAAGAAGGAUAUUAACUUGAGCCUGGCGGAUGACGCCAACCUUAAGCCACAUCUGCGCGAGGCGGAGAGUAUCUUGAAUUCCCCGGACCUGGGGCUUCUCAAACUGGCCUCCCCGGAGCUGGAGAGGCUCAUCAUCCAGUCCAACGGGAUGGUCACGACCUCGCCGACCACCCAGUUCCUUUACCCGAAGACGGUCACCGACGAGCAGGAGUUCGCCGAGGGAUUCGUCAAGGCACUGGAAGACUUGCAUAAGCAGAACCAGCUAAAUGGGGGGGCGUGCGUCCAGAACAACAUGGAUAUGGGCACCAAUAUUGCCCCGGUGAAUGUCCAGCCGGACCUACCGGUUUACACGAACUUGAACAGUUACGGGAGCGGGCCAUUGGGGACCACCGUCAACUACACCACGGACACCGUCACCUUUCCACCUCCUCCGUCGCAUCAUCACAUGGGGGGGACCCCGCCACAUCCGCCGCUGUCAAGGGUCCAGGCACAGAAGGAUGAGCCCCAAACGGUUCCCGACGUCCAGAACUUCGGCGACAGUCCCCCCCUUUCGCCCAUCAACAUGGACUCCCAGGAGCGUAUCAAAGCCGAGCGGAAGAGGCUGCGCAACCGGAUUGCCGCUUCCAAGUGUCGGAAGCGCAAACUCGAGCGAAUCUCUCGGCUAGAGGACAAAGUGAAGUCUCUGAAAAGUCACAACUGCGACCUCGCGUCCACGGCCAGUGUGCUGCGGGAGCAGGUGUCCCAGCUCAAACAGAAGGUGCUCUGCCAUGUCACCAGCGGUUGCCAGCUGCUGCCGCAUCAGGUGCAGGUCCACUAGCCGCCUGCGGGUCCAUCUUGCGGCGCGACCAGCAUAUAAGCUUUUCUUCUAGACUUUUCAGCUUGAAUGACAUGUAGGUCUACACAUAGGGCCGAAGUGUUUUUGUACAUUUGCCAGGACUGAGGUCUACGACUACACAGAUCACCCAAACCUGGACAAAAUCGCAAAUGACAUGUGUGUUAUGUCCCCGUUUGUUUAAUUUAUGUGUAUUUAUAUGUGCCCAUUUAUGAUAUGAGGUAUUCACAUAUUUGCCAUGUUUUUUCUGUAGUCCUGUGUGAUGCAAAAUGUGUAUGUUGUUGACAAACCUUAAUGUUGUCAUUGGGCGCAGGGUAUCAGUGUUAGUUUUUUUUGCACUUAUCUGUUACAAAAAAGUGUUUAGUUGUUUUGAAUGUGAAACAUUGUCAUUUUUCUAUGAACUUUUCUUUCAAUUAUAUUGAUGCAUCGCGUUUUGUUCUAAUAAUAAAGUUGCUUGGUAAAAACAACAACUAGGUCCCUUGCCAGACACAUUUGUACUUAGUAAAGUGUUUUAUUUUUAAAGAAUAAGCUUUACGUUGUGUUUACGGACUCGGCAUUGUGGUUGUUGGAUAACAGGCUAAAAUGCCAGUACUUUUGGCCACACAUUUGAUGUCAUACCUACGUACCUAAAGAUUUCCGUCGAUGAUCAAAGCUGGAUCAUCGUUCACAUGUGAAUUCGGGCUGGAAGUCGGUGGUCUUCAAAUACCAUUUGCCCGCCGCUGUCUAGUAGCCUACUCUAUAUUACUGUGUUGUCUACCGCCCUCUGUCGACUGUUAAAUAAAUGGAAAUAGAAAUAUAACACAUAAUUAAUUGAUAAUCAGACCAACCGAUACAGCGCGUUCCAUUAAUGGUGUUGUUAAUGGAUAACAAAUGGUUGGAUGCAAGAGCAAUCUUGUAAAUCUCUCUAGAGACUGGGCUCUAGUUUACACACACACACACACACACACACACACACACACACACACACACACACACACACACACACACACACACACACACACACACACACACACACACACACACACACACACACACACACACAAACACACACGUACACACGUACACACACAAUUGCCCCACAAGUUGUGAAACUUUUACAAACUAUUGUUAUAUCUUAUCUAUCAAAUAUGCAAUGCAUUCGGAGCAGUAAAAGAUGGUUAGCGUUCUUGCAUACCACACACCAGAUUGGACAGGCAGAUUGAAUCCAGUAAAUUUAGCACUGGAUAUACAUUUGUGACAUCAAAUCAACAUGUGACAACAUGUCACCAAAUAUAUCAUGCAACACUACAUGUGAUAAAGACGGGCUCGUAUGGCUAAGUAGGAGUUUGAUGAAUCUAGAACAUAGAAUAUGGAUGAAUGAAUCAUUAUUUCAUUGACUACACGUCUAGAAUACCAAAAUGCAGCUUUUUUCGAAAAAAAUAUAUUUUAACAACACAACCUUUAUUUUUUUGUUAAAUUAUUUUUCCACAACAUAUAGAGCAAUUUGCUUUAGUUAUUUCAACAUUUCAACACUUUGACACAAUAUUCCCUUCAUAUAGGCUACUGCAUAAGAGUUCAUUCCACACAAUAGAAACAUGUACAAAUCAAAUGUAAACCAUGUCAACAGUACCUGCGGGGAGGACAGUAUCGAUGGAUGAACAAUGGAAAACAACAAAGAAACAUAGACUUCCUUUCUCUGCUCGUUUCUUUUUUUUUUACGAUAAUAAACGAGUUUGCCAUUAAUUAUUCAACUUUGAAGUGAAGCAUUUGGGCCUAUUGGUAGGUGUUUGUUCAUGUUGGCUGCUUCCUCUCAUUUUGGUUAGUUCCCCUACAAUAUCGAUUUUUGUGAUGGGUCACCAAGCCAACGUUGAAUGGGUCACCAAGCCUACUCUCAAAGCAGGAGAUAUGAACUCGACCUUUUCCGCCCAACAUGUCCUUCUUACCUUUUGUCUCCUAUAAUUCCCAAAAUACAUGUCCUUACUGAAGUACAAUACACUCUGAAUGCGUUUUCUCUCUUAAAGGUCUUGCAGGUAAAGGUCUUGAAAUAAAGCUUAUGCUUUGCAUGCCCCUGAUGGCUCUGCACGAUGUGAAUUAGAACUUUUUGGAACCACGACAGCAUCACUUCUGUAGGUCUCGAUUGAUUACGAUGGUUCCAACUUUGAAUGCAAUCUGUGUAAAUGUUUUUGGUUUUGUAAACAGGUGUAAUGUGACCUGAAAUACAAUUCUCCUUCAGGGAAUAGUAUAGGCUGAUAUAUAAACUAUGAUGCAGGAUAUUAUUUUGAAAGCAGCACUACUCCCCCCCCCCCUUUUAUAAAUAAACUCAGAACUUUUGAAAACAAA